Molecule: messenger RNA, 1753 nt
Organism: Saimiri boliviensis boliviensis (Bolivian squirrel monkey)
Lineage: Eukaryota; Metazoa; Chordata; Mammalia; Primates; Cebidae
Gene: TMEM106A
Product: transmembrane protein 106A
Source: RefSeq, a predicted model, not a curated record
CAAAGCUUGAGACGAGUGUCCGCUCCCGCACUUUCGAUUCCGCUUGCUGCUGUUUCUGUCGCUGCGGUAGUCCGCUGGUAAGACCCUCCUCAGACUCUCUGCGUUCCCUUUCGGAGGUCAGGAGACCUCCUAUGCCGCUGCCUCGCCCAGCACACUGGCGCCCCCUGCCCAGGACUCCUGAAGGCGGCAGGCGGCGCUUCUCCUCCCCACCACCGCCCAGCGCAGCCCACUCUGCGCUUAGAAGCCCUUCUCCCCAAAGACACACCCCUGAAGUGUCGCCCUUGUGCAGCUGAGGAGCCUGGGAUCCCAGAACUGAACCAGUGAACCCCCACUCCACCCCGAAGAAUGGGUAAGACGUUUUCCCAGCUGGGCUCUUGGCAGGAGGAUGAGAACAAGUCAAUCCUGUCCUCCAAUCCAACCGUUGGCAGCAAGGCUGCCAGCUACUCCAGUACCAGUAGCAGCAAGUCUUUUUGUUCCCGUGUGCCUUGUGAAGGAACUGCUGGUGCCAGCUUUGUGACUUGUCCCACCUGCCAAGGCAGUGGCAGGAUUCCCCGAGAGCUGGAGAAGCAGUUGGUGGCUCUCAUUCCCUAUGGGGACCAGAGACUGAAGCCCAAGCACACGAAGCUCUUUGUGUUCCUGGCGGUGCUCAUCUGCCUGGUGACUUCCUCCUUCGUCAUCUUUUUCCUGUUUCCCCGGUCCAUCCCUGUGCAGCCUGCAGGCCUCAACUCCUCCACGGUGGCCUUUGGCGAGUCUGAUAUCCACCUCAACAUAACGAAUGUCUUAAACAUCUUCAAUGGCAACUACUACCCCAUCACAGUGACGCAGCUGACUCUUGAGGUUCUGCACCUGUCCCUCGUGGUAGGGCAGGUUUCCAACAACCUUCUCCUACACAUUGGCCCUCUGGCUAGUGAACAGAUGUUUUAUGCAGUAGCCACCAGGAUACAGGAUGAAAACACAUACAAAAUCUGUACCUGGCCGAAAAUCAAAGUCCACCAUGUGCUUUUGCACAUCCAGGGCACCCUCACCUGUUCCUACCUGAGCCAUUCUGAGCAGCUGGUCUUCCAGAGCUAUGAAUAUGUGGACUGCCGAGGAAACGCAUCAGUGCCCCACCAGCUGACCCCUCACCCACCAUGACCUGUCUACUGUCCCUGUACUCCAGGCACCUGUAACCCAGGUCUAUAUCUCCCACAACUCCCUGGUGACUAAAGAAGGACUAUAGAGGCUUUGCCAAAGGAGAAGCCCUGCUUCAUCACGCUCUUCCCUCCUCAGCACAGGGAGCUUGCUUUGAAGUGAACUUCAUACACACACACUCAUAUCUUCUGAGUCGCCCAGAUUCUUUCAGGGGCUUCAGAAUCUUUCAGAUUCUGCCCUUGGUUAGUCUUUUUUUGGUAGAGACAGAGAGUUUCACUGUUGGCCCAGGCUGGUCUUGAACUCCUGGGCUCAAGCAAUCCUCCCUUCUUGGCCUCCCAAAGCACUUGGAUUACAGAUGUGAGUCACUGUGCCUGGCUGGUCUUUCUUGAGGAAAAUCUGACCUGGCAUUUUCUUGAGGCACCUUACUUUCCCAGAAGUGGCACCUUUCUUUUCAAGUACUGAGCACCUGGUCAGUCUGAAGGGGCCACUUCACCCCAACUCCAUCGGGGCUCAUUCUACUCUCUGAAUAUAGAGAAAGCUAUUGUUUUAUCUGGCUUUUAAAACGUGGACCCGCUGGCCGGGCGCAGUAGUUCACACCUGUAAUCCCAGCACUCUGGGAGAC